Messenger RNA from Ilex paraguariensis (yerba mate), 2199 nucleotides. The record is from the annotation of a GenBank genome assembly. NCBI's taxonomy places the organism in Eukaryota, Viridiplantae, Streptophyta, Magnoliopsida, Aquifoliales, Aquifoliaceae.
CGAUAUUUUACAAGUAAGAAGACAAAACGAAAACCGAAAUCCAAAAGGGCAACCGAGCCCUAGCCGCCCGUCAUAGUUCAACUUUCCCCACUCUGUGUCCGCCGCUCCCUCUCUCCUCUUCUGGGCAGGAGUUCAAUCUAGUUGACUGUUUUGAGAUGGCAAAUGAACAAGAUUCAGAUAUUGAUGACGACUUUAGAGAUUUGUACAAAGAGUACACUGGCCCUCCCAGAUCUAAUGCCAGCAAUGUACAGGACACAGUCAAAACAAACAAAAGAUCCCAUGCAGGUUCUGACGAGGAAGAGGAACCUCGUGACCCUAAUGCUGUCCCAACUGAUUUUACCAGUCGAGAAGCUAAAGUUUGGGAGGCUAAAUCUAAAGCUACUGAGAGGAACUGGAAGAAAAGAAAAGAAGAAGAAAUGAUCUGUAAAAUAUGUGGGGAAUCAGGCCAUUUUACUCAGGGUUGUCCGUCUACUCUUGGAGCAAGUCGCAAGUCUCAAGAUUUCUUUGAGAGAGUACCUGCAAGAGAUAAACAUGUCAAAGCACUUUUUACGGAGAAAGUGAUAAACAAGAUUGAAAAGGAUAUUGGCUGCAAAAUAAAAAUAGAGGAGAAAUUUAUAAUUGUUAGUGGCAAGGAUAGGUUGAUUUUGGCAAAAGGCGUGGAUGCUGUUCAUAAAAUCAAAGAGGAGGGUGAAAAGAAGGGUCCGUCUAGUUCUCACAUGUCCAGAUCCAGGUCACCUGAGCGAAGAAGCCCUGCUGGCUCUCGGUUGGCACGCUCUGAUUCCCAGAGAUAUGAUUCCACUCCUUAUAAUGCAUCUCAGUUCCAACAAAAAGUUUCCAGACAAGAGAAAAUUGUGGAAGACCGUGUUCGUGAGGAUUUACAAAAACUAUCAAGGAGUUCCCCACAAGCUUAUGGUAAUGAUGGAGCUAGAGGUCGUUCAAGCCAUUCAAAGUCUCCAGCACGUCCCCCUUACAGGGGCAACUCAUACAAUUCAUAUGAUGGUCAUAGUCAGAAUGCGGGAGUAUACAGGACUGAUGGAUGGGAUGCUGAGAGACGAGGAUCUGGCAUUCAAUCUGGCCGUAAGUUUGACCAUUCUGCCUUCCCACAAACUUUAGAGGAGUUAGAGUUGGAGUAUAAGAGGGAGGCAAUGGAUCUUGGAAGAAUACGAGACAAGGAAGAAGAUGAAGAGAAUUACAAACAUCGCGAGGUUGUGAGAGAGUUAAGGGAGAAUCACAUGAAGAAACUGGCUAUUCUAAGGGGAAUGCACGCAAAACAAUGGGAAGAGUUUCUUCAACUCAAUACCCAAAGGAGGCAACAACGGGUGCGCCAGGAAAUGUCUACUGCAGUGUUUGGUGGUUAUAAACAGCCCAGUUUUCCCGAGUUUGAUAACUCUGUGGGCAAUCCUCACUAUGCCGGAUCCAGUUUACCAAUGGACUCUAGGGAAAGAUAUCCAAAUCCCAUGGAAAAUUAUCCUUCUUCAAGGCCUCAGGAUACUUAUGGCGACUUCCAGCGUCAGAGACAUGAAGAUUUUGGGAAAGCUUAUAAUCGAUACUAAGUUAGAACAUUGGAGUUAAGUUUGGGUGCAAUUCUUGGUUUGGUACAAGCAUGCACAGGGGAGCCCCAUUCUAGGUAUGUAUGUUACUUGUGCUUUUGGCCCGUGCAGAAGGACACAUUUGCAUAAACCUUAUAGUUGGGUGAGGUUGUUCCUUUUAAGUUUGGUGGUUAUGUUUCGGAACAUCAUCAUUGUAGACAAGUGAGACAUGGUUUUCACUUCUUAACUAAGCUGUUUAGUGUUUGAAAGUGACAAGUAAAAUGAUUUGAGCUCUUUCCUGAAGUUCUGAACCAACUUUGAUCGAGUUUUUGUUUGAUAUCAAGGUAGGAAUCGAUGUGCAUCAUUUUUUGCAUCCGUUCUUGUCCCGACAAAAAAUUAAACAGGUUUAGUACGGAGGGUAAGCCAGAAGUUUAUAAUCUCUUUAUCGAUUCUGAAAAAAGGGUAGACACUCUUUUUUCUAUAGUCAUUAUGAUUGAGUCUGCAAUGUCAUUUUAUGUGCCGAGAGAGUAGUGUGGGCAAGAUUGGUACAAUUUUUCCCUUUUUUUUUAUGUAGUUGGUUGAAUGAUGGUGGUGCAUAUCUGAUUCAGAUUUGAGAAGAUGUCCAAAUGAAAUUUUUCUUGGGCAAGGUUUGUAAACAGGAUAUUAUGGC